This is a messenger RNA of Amoebophrya sp. A120, 8028 nucleotides long. NCBI's taxonomy places the organism in Eukaryota, Dinophyceae, Syndiniales, Amoebophryaceae. The record is from the annotation of a GenBank genome assembly.
AUGGAGGACAAAAAAUCUUUGAAAGAAGAUGUCCCUGCAGAAGUCGGUCAACAACAACAGCAGCAGGUCCCAGAUCAGGAGCAAGCACUGAGUGCUGGUCCUUCGGAGGAAGCUGAGGUAAGAAAAUUGCUCUUUGCUCCUUUUCUCGAAUUUCCCCUUUUCAUCUUUGUUUCCCGGAGCGGAAUGAAAUUUGGACACGAAGGAAUUGUCAUGAUCAUUGCAGCGAGAUCAAAUUCAACAACACCCAAUCAAAAAAUGUUAACUACAGGUGGAAAAUCAAAAUUGUGCGGAAGAAAUCGAUAUCGGCACUGAAAAGGAGCAGGAAGAGGUGCACCAAGAAGCGCUACACCAAGUAGAAGACCAAAGACCUACUACGUCGCAGCAGCACGACCACGCACCUGACGCGGGUGCAGAAGCCGAGCCAGGUGAUGAUCUCCCGCAGGAGCGGACGGGGCACAUGACACCGGCAGCGGUAGUGGUGACUGAUGCAGCAGAAAUAAAUGAAGGAGCCUUAGCCUUUACUACGGUGGUGGAAAGCGAAAAGGCGUCUUUUUCUCCGGAACUGGUGCCCGUGCCCGAAGCUGAAAAACAGCCCGUGCAGGAAGUUAUGGAACCCCAGGAGAAUUAUCGAGCGGUGAACGAGGUCCGUGUGUUGUAGAACUUUUUUUUUUCAGGCCUAGCACUCGUACUCGUGUCUCAUAGAACACUAAACAGCAUGUGGUUUCUGUAUACAAGAUCGUGAUCGAGGUCAUCAAGCAUGCUACUAUGACCAUGCACUUCCAGAACAAAUCACUCCCACAGGUCUGUACAGCUAAACCGCUGGUGGCGCAAGACGAGCAGACCGGAAUACCGUCUUCACCAUCCGCGCCAGAGCUGCAAAAUGCAGAAGACGUGAAGCUGCGCGCUUUAUCGGAAAUAAAGCACGAAGAUGAAGAACAGGCACGGGAGGCAUCCGAGGAACAGUUAGCGCAGGGGAUGUUGCCGGGAGCGCACUUAGAGGCGGCGCAAUUAGAGGCGGCACGAGGAAGCACAUUCGUGCAGGAGGGGGGCCUGAAAAAAGAAGCAGUGUUGACAGAGGUAUAAAAGAAGGCGUUGUUUGUAGUGUGGUAUGCAGAAAUCUUUGUACUUAGUCAACAAAUUCAACACAUCCAAAAGAACAAACUCAAAUGGUACAAACUGCAGGUACAGGAGAUCUGUGCAAUUGAAAUUGAUGCUCCGAAGAAGCAACACGAGCACCACGCAAGGGAUGAAGAGAUGUUCUUGGCUACAGAAAGCGAGCAUCUGAAACGUAGCGAAGCGACCGCACAGGCUAAAGCGGGGGUUGCAGUAGAACAGCAGGACGACAACGUGAAUAAAAACGUCCCAUUACACCAGCAGACAGAAAACAAGCCAGGAAUACCUACCACCGCGCCGGCUGAUGAAAAUAGUGAACCUCGCGCCGAGCAGAAGAUGAAGAAUCCGGAAACUUCCACUUUUACGCAAGAAGAACUUCUACGACCACGGGAAGGCUGUCAGGUUGUUGCAGUUGAGCAGGCGAAGGAGUUGAAGCUGCUGCAAAUAAAGGAGAACGAAGCCAAAGAGGAAAAGCAACAAAGCAUCGUCGAACCAGAACGGGACGAGGUGAAGCAAUUUGUACCACAGGAGAAAUUACAACAACCGGAAGGAAAAUUAGUCCAGUUAGAAAGUGGAAAAGUAACUGCAACAGAGGAAAUAGAAUCCGCCAGGAUGCUGAAUACUACAGAAGAAGUUGUUGUAAAUCAACACGCAGCUACCGGCACAACUUCCACGCAACAAGUGGACAAUAGUCAUAAUGUACAAGGAUCACCCGCCAGAUCAUCGUCUGCUCUCUGUCCGCGACCUGCGGAUCUUCAGGCGGAGGUGAAAAAAGAUAAGGAUGCGCCGGUGUUGCAGAUGCACAUGCGGAGUGGUGCUGGGAAUUUGUUCGAACAAGGAGUAGAACGAGUACCAGCAACAAGCAGCUCUGCGUCGUCUACAGGAUGGGCUAGUUGUAGCAAUCAAAAUGCGCCGCAGACUUUCGCUCCCGUCCCCGUGCAGUCGCUUUGGUGGCUCACAUGGGUCCACGAGGAAAGGAACAGACGUGAACGGGAAAGAAAUGCGUGGGAAUGGGUAGCACGUUACAUCGCGUUCCGAGGAUGGAAGGUAAGUGCAACAACCACCGGCAACGAAAACGUCGAACAAGUAGUCGCUGCGGCAAAUAAUACUGCGGUAGUGGAAAACGAAAACAAGAGAACCGACGAAGUUGUAGAGGUUGAAGCUUCUGCUCGCCUAGAUCCGAGCUCCGCAAAAAUCGCAGAGAACAAACCACAGCAGGUCGAACAAGAACGAAGAGCGCUGCGUGAAGAGGUUCUUGCCCAGAACAAGCAGGAAAACAACGGUCCUGCGGAACAAGUUGACUCGGCAGCAUCUGCGAACAAAAAACACGCGGCCGCGCAGUUCCAACAGAGCAGUCCUGUAACGGUAUUAACUCCUCCGCAUUUGUCCGUGGCAGAAGUAGGAGUCGCGAAGGCUACAACACAACAGACCAACGUUGAGGAAAGCGGCGGCCCAUCCGACGUCGAGGAUGAUGAUGCAGCGCAGAAGAAAAAGGCAGCUGCUCAGGAGGCCGCUCACGAGAAUUCCCAACAGAUCGUUGGCUCAGCAAAAAAAGCGACCGAGCAAUCUUCAGCACCGGUCGAACAGCCUUCGCUGGCAAACGCGACGGAUGUUGAGGAUGACCACGUAGACGAGGAACAGAACACGAGGGAGGCACCAGAACAUGAUGACGCGAGCCGUCCUUUUGCUUCCGAGGAUAAUUCAAGCGAGAAUCAGAGUCUCACCUCUUCCGAGCGAAGUGAGCACGACGAGGACAAGAAAGAUGAUGAUGAAGAAGUAGAUAAUGAUAAUCUGGACCGCGGCGCAUAUAAGGAUAAGACCAGCAUUCUGAAGAAACCGGAAAAUGAUCAGCGUGCUGCAGAGGGGCAUGAUCAAGGUGAACAGCAGAACGAUCGGAGAAGCGGGUCGCCUUUCCCAAGGAGGGACAGGGCCAACAACGACGACGCCGAGUCCGCUUCCGAUGUUGAGGCUCCUCCGAAAAAUCGGGGCGGCGAGACUAGCGAGGACGGCCACAACUCGCACUCGGACCGCGAUGAGAAUAUGAACAAGAGGAGACAUUCGGCAGCCCACUUUUCUCCGUUUGAUGCGAAAAAGAACACCGGAGAGAAAGAAAUCUUGGCGACCGGCGGUUGCGAAAAAGCCGUGGCGGACGAGAAAAGUCCAGGUUUUUUUGUUUCUUAUGUUUUUCUGGUCGGUUCAAUCAUAAGCGAGGGCGUUGCCCGUUUUCAACAUUUUAGGAGAGUUUUUGUUUCACGCACUGUGCAGCUAUAAGCCACCCCGAUCAACAUGUGGUCGUCCAGGAAUUGUGGAAGUUUCUUUCGGCCAAAUUAUUCGUUCCAAAUCCGCCACUAAAAUCCAAAAUAAACCUGCACAGCAGAGAUAGAGCACGGCUCUUCUCCGUUGGAGAAAGAAGCCGCGCCGGAAGCUGCAGCAGACGAAACACCAGCAGAAAGAGAAGCUCCAGCGGAAGUAGAUCUUCAGGAAGAGCCCGCACCCUCAGGGACGAUUUCUUCACAGCCACCACCUGCGUCGACUUCAGCGGCUCCUCGCGACGCAGAGAAAAGAUCGCGAAGCGAUUCUUGCUUGUCUUCCUCUCGCUCCUCGCCAGGAUCUGCCAGAAGCUCUUCUCGUAGUUCUCGCUCUUCCGAUAUGAAUGUGCACAACUCCCCCUCCCCCUCAUUUGUCAUGCAAAAUGCCCAAUCCAGGCCGUGCCUCCUAGCACUGUUCGCAUGACAAGAUCUGGCAGCCCAAAUAGCAAUCCCGUGCAAAUGUGUCAUGCAAAACCUGCAUUCUGGUUGGCGCUUGUAUUGCCAUUCAUGCUACACAAAUGAGGGGGAGGAGGGGUUGUGCACUGUCAUAUCCCAAAACCGGCACGCUUCCCGUAGGAGUUCAUCUCGAGUUUGUUCUAACAAGCGCAGCUGCACGGAUUCCAAUUCAUCUUCGCGUAACAAAAGUGCGGCGCCAGAAAUACAAGGAACAAGCAGCGAGCAAGCGCCUUCCGCUGGUCCUCGGCGGACUAGUAGCGGGAAGAGCGUGCGACUACACUCUCCUUCUUGUCGCAAGAGAAGUAUCCAACGGCCGCAGGAGGGAAAAAAUAACAAACAGCCCCCGUUGUUCAGUCGUUCUUCUCGGCGAAGUUCUGCUCCUUCCAAGCGUCCCGCCCCGCGCCGAAGCAUAGUAAAAGUCUCCCGCUGGUCCUGCGCCAAUCGUGAGAGCAAAGAGGUGGCAGCAGCUGCUGCUGCAGAGUCAUCUUCUCGAAAGAAGGUUUUCCAUAAUCCCGAACAACCAAGAAAACCGUCGAGGAAGCGGCGGGCAGUUUCUUCUGACAGGAGCGCUUCGUCUUCAAAGCAGCUGAAGAAACCGAGACUUGAAAGGCCCUCGCCACGGACAAAAACCGGCAGCUGCUACACGUCGACCGGGCCUCAGGAGCAUACUAAAAAUGUCACCCUCCGACGAGAACCGUCCAAAGCCAGGUACUGGAGCGACGUCCUGGCGGUACGCGACGUAAAGAUGUCUGGGGCUGGAAAGAUGCAAGAUUGUCAUGCUUGGCUACCAUGACUCUCCAGUCUGUCAUGCACGUUAUCCAAUAAACGCCCCACUUUAUAAUUUCUGUCAUGCAGAAGCUCGCUUUGUCAUAUCGAAGCCGAAUAGACAACACUGCAGCAGCACCUCCAAGAUGAAAACUUCUCAUGCUGGGCAGUCAAUUCAACUGAACCGACGCAUCCUUGUCUACUUUCUCAAACAGCAUCACAAGUUUCCAGACCCAGACAUGUUUGCAUUUGAUAGGCGGAGCGGCAACGGGGGAGUAACAAUGCAGCUGCCGCGCCUGCACCCGCUUCCUCCUCGUGUGCCGGCCUCCUGGUGGAGGAGGGGGGCCGGUACUAUCUGCCUCCGGAGAGGGCAGAUAGUAGCAAGAACGUUGCCGCCCGACAUUCUGAGGAAAAUAACGCUUCGCGCGAACUGCAGAAAGUCCAAGCCGCUCCUCCUCCGCAGCAGGAGCAGAAAGGAAAAAACGCGCCGCAACAGGGGCAGGAGCAACCUGAUCCGCGAGGGCCGCUGCUACCUGUACCCGCCAUACCAAGUGCAAAUAUGUCCGGGUCUGGAAAGUUGGAACCUGUAAUGCUGGUUUUGCAUCGCUGCGGGACCUGUGUUGCAUGGCCAACAAAAGUGGCAGCCUCUCCUGCCAUACAAGAACGGAGUUUCUCAUGCGGGGUGCGUAUGAAGAGAAAGCGUUGCGCAAACUUGUCAUGCUUUCCUGCGUAAGGAAGUGCUUUCAUCAUGCAUAUUUUAGCAUCACAAAUUACCAGACCCAGACAUGUUUGCAUUUGAUACGCCAUGCGCCAGAACAACUUGCCAGCGGUGAGGAAGAUGAAGAUCUCGCGUCCGCGGACAGUCAAACCCAGCAGCCCGCGCCAGUAUCCGAGGCGGAGCGGCUCGGGAGAUCCGGAAAGAAAAUCGCGGAAAGGCAGUUUGGCUUCUUCGCGGGCCUCCAGUUCGGAGAGCGGUCCUGGCUAUCUGGAGGGACUCCGGCUUGCGUUCAUGAUGAAGAACAAGUCCGCUGGCCCUAUUACGAAGGUGGAAGGCGACCAAGGACGAGGGCAGCAGCGCGGGGCAGGAGCGGCAAACUUCUACAACUCCUGGGCUCAGCGAAGGAGCCCGGCACGGCCAGCGUUGCUGCUAUGCAUUGCAAAAGUAUCGUACUAGUACGACUUGCAUUUUUACAAAUUUUUUCCGCAUUAGAAAUGGAGUUUGUAAUGCUGAUUGACCUAUAGGAAAAAGAUUUGUAAUGCGUAACUGCAAAAAUUACUACGAGUGCGAUACUUUUGCAGGUCAUAGCCGCGAGAGAGAAGCAAAGUACGAACUGAGCAGCACCUAUGGAUCUGUCAGGAUUGAAAUGGUCAAAGUUGAAAUGAUUUCUCAUGCAUAAAAUGCAAGGCAUAAAGGGCCUGUCUUGCCGGGAUGGCAAGUGAGGCAGAUUGUGAGCCUAUUUAGGGUUUGGGAUAGAGCUGCUAAAGGAGCAUGAUAAAAGCAGUCGUCUGUGCCCAAACAGCAUGACAAAUUAGAUUCAUUCUGGUGCUCCGAAAAUUUGUCUUGCGCCGCUUGGAAAUUGGGUUUCCAACUGGUAUCCAUUUUAUGCAUGACAAAUCAUUUCAACUUUGUCGAUUUCAAACCUGAGACUCCCAUAGCACCGUAGCGCAGACCAGAAAAGGCCACGUGAGAGGACCGCCGAGAAGAACAGGUCUCGGGAUAAAGAAGAACUGAAGCGGAAACGGAAACGAGAGAAGAAAAGCUGGGGGAAAAGUAGGCGGCGCCGGGGCCGUAGCUGUUCGCGCUCGCCUUUACCACCGCCGCGUUAUUUCCGGGGGCAGAGCAAGACCAAGAGCAAGUCCAAGAUGAGAUGACGGGGGUAAAAAACGAAAGUUGAAGCUUCUCGCUGUAGAAACGAAGAAUAAGAAAUAUUAAAAACUGAAGCUCAGAAAGAAAAGCUCAAAAGUCGUCGACCCUGCUGAAGUGCUGUUAUAUAUCCUCAUGCAGCGUCACUUCUUUACCACUGGUACUCCUCAAUUUAGAAUGACAGCAAAUAUAAAAAGACUUCUAAAUCUAUAAACGAUCUGAAGUUGUCUAUGUGAUAUUUCGCUGCGUUAUUUUUGUGAUUUGUAUUUCAAAGAAAGACUUCUAAAUCAAAAUCAGAGCCGUGCCCUGUACUAGAAGUUAAGAAAUCUCGUAUCUACACGAGUUUUGCUUUGUUUUUGUUUACCGGACGGAGCAAAAAAAUGAAAAUCAGUUUCAACCUGAAAGCCAACCAGCAAAGAUUCAAUCAUUUUUACGCGUCGUGUCACGGUUGAUGUCUUUCUUCUUGAACAUUUUUCAGAACUUUGUUUUACACGGCGAGCCUGGAGGCGCGAUUAAUAGCGUUUGAAGAAGAGGCGGAGGGCGAUAACGUAAUACUUGGCUUGCUUACCUCCGAGAAAAAAAAUUGGACGCGGUAGUAUGUAUGUAAACGUACCAUCAGCCUAUUGUGGUUUUUUCGACUUUGUUGCUUGUUCUGAGAAAAACACUAAUAUUACUUUUUCUGCAGAUGCGGCCCCGUCGCGUAAAUUAUGAUUUUUGCGAAGAAAAUCGGAAAGUAGAGGUACGUAAUAACAACUUUUUUUGCUCACUAACGCGGCGACAUGGUACAUAAAUUCAACACUACAUGAGAGUUGCAGGAGGACGCACUUCGUCGGCCCAAAGUCAAGUGUGCAGCGCAUGACGAGAAGGUGGUGGGUUUUUUUUUGUGGCCUGCACUCGAAGAUAUUGAUAUUCAUAUUAGGGCAGUGGAUAUAAAAAUUACAACAUCUUCACUUGUGGAUCGACUCGAAUCAUUUUUACCAUGUAAUUCAGAUUCUGGUUACAGUUUUAGUUUAUCUUGCGGCAUUUUGGUUUUGCUUUUGCCUCACCAACAAGGUACGACCAUUCACAAUUACAGUGAAUCUAUGAAAAGACAAAGAGCAGUGGUCAACCGCCCCGAACGGAAAUCGCUCUCGUGGAAGGCAUGCAAAUAAAACCAAGGGGUACACCGUUUCUUGCUAUCGGAAAAUUAUUUCGUUGCAAUUUUUAUAUCAGCCUCAGCCCCGUAUGAGAAGGUUUCUUUAUCUUUUCCUUUUCUUUGUCAGCAUUACUCAUUUCUAUUUACAGCUUAGAUCAUGAAAGCCACAAAAGACUUUCUUGUUGUGUAGUUCCCGCCAGAAGAACUACAGUAGGCAGCAUUCCAUUGAAAUAUAUUCGAAGAUGAAUGCCGUUGCAACUGUAAGGCUGGCAAGUGGUGUAAAGUGCGUGGCACUUCUUCCUGGGCGCAGGCAGCAGCCUGAGAACUACUUCUUAGAGCGAAGAUUCUUGUCGAGGACAUCGUUGCACUAGAGAUCAUGCAGGAAU